Messenger RNA from Monomorium pharaonis (pharaoh ant), 777 nucleotides. RefSeq lists its product as uncharacterized. Gene Ontology annotation, molecular function: nucleic acid binding. Bases 1 to 777 code for a protein of 258 amino acids. The transcript has 2 exons. The record is from RefSeq and is a predicted model, not a curated record. NCBI's taxonomy places the organism in Eukaryota, Metazoa, Arthropoda, Insecta, Hymenoptera, Formicidae.
AUGAGUAAUAACGAACGGCAAAGAGACGGUUACGAACGUUUAACAAACGAUUUCGAGCGGUUCCUAAAUCAACAACGGACGGUUCAGGAACGGUUGUCAGAUAGCUAUCGAACGAUGCAGGAUCGUUAUCAAACAACUCGGGAACGAUUGUCGGAUGGUUAUCGAACAGCUGUAAAUCAGAAAAUACUUAAAAAACACGACAUUAAUCAUUAUUCCUCGUACUCGGUAAUGAAGGCAUCGGUCGUCGAACAGUUUAACCGUACGCUGAAAAACGACAUGUGGAAAAUGUUUACGCUCAACGGCAAUUACAAGUGGAUUGACUUGUUACCGGAGCUCGUGUCGAAUUACAAUACUCGGAAACACCAAACGAUUGGUAUGCGACCCAUCGACGUAACCCCCGCUGUGGCCGAAAGACUCUUGGAUACGGUGUACAGUUCGAUAAAGAUUGCAGGUCCGGCGAAAUUUAAAGUCGGUGACUCUGUACGCGUGAGUAAAUUCAAGACGGUCUUUGAAAAGAGUUACACGCCGAAUUGGACAACCGAGGUGUUUAAAAUUAUUAAAGUACAACGUACCAAUCCCGUAACUUAUCUACUCGAGGAUUAUCGCGGAACAUCUAUAGCUGGAGCGUUCUACGAGCACGAGUUGCGUCGCGCAACUCACCCUGACGUAUUUCUCGUGGAGAAAGUAUUGCGCAGGAAGGGAGACAAGGUCUAUGUAAAGUGGUUGGGAUUCGAUGGAUCACACAAUUCGUGGAUACACAAAGACAAUGUUAUUUAA